This is a messenger RNA of Penicillium vulpinum, 2655 nucleotides long. RefSeq lists its product as uncharacterized. The record is from RefSeq and is a predicted model, not a curated record. Bases 1 to 2655 code for a protein of 884 amino acids. NCBI's taxonomy places the organism in Eukaryota, Fungi, Ascomycota, Eurotiomycetes, Eurotiales, Aspergillaceae. The transcript has a single exon.
AUGCUGGGGCUGACCGCUGUCAUCGCCAUAGCCGCUUGCGGCGCGGCCACCUUCAUCGUCGUCUCGGUUGUCAGCGUUGUUGUUUGGGUCCGAUAUCGCAAAGAGCGCCAUGCAAUACGGCUGAUGGGCUUCACGCAGAGGCCGAGACGCACUCGGGGCUUGCAAUCUUCCCCAGGGAACACUUUGAGUGAAUUGAGUCGGAUAGAAGGGAGCAUGUUAAGAGCGCAUGGGCAGCUUCCAUAUGGCAAACCAACAGAGUGGGGGCAAUUAACAUCGAAAGAGAAUUUGCAUGGCCCAAACAACGACUCAGAAUCAUCUUUUCAGUUCACUGAGAAAGCACGAUCUCUCCGCGAUUCCCUGUCUCGAUCUCGUUCCAAGCGCCUAUCACGAUCAUCCCACAAACGCAUGAGCUCGUUAGCUACGUUGGGUGAAUUGAGCGAAUCCAAUCAUCUUCCUACUCCGCCGCCUAGAGCACCAAUGUCGAUAUCAAAAGAAGAUGUCCCACUUUCGGCGGUCGAGGGUGUUUUGGAAUUGCCAGCAGAAAAUACUCCACGGCAAACACCAGAUCCUAACGAGGAGGAAACUGGGUUCCACCUAGGUAUGAAGCCCGUUUCGCCUGGAUGGCCCCUUCCUGUUUCGGAAGGCCUUAGCGUGUCUGAUUCGUUGGAUUCAACAACCUCCAAUGAGUCUCCUAGUCGUCUCCGUGGGGGAAGUAUUGCUAGCCAAACUGCUGGGACGAUGCCUUGUCACUCAGUACCCCCUCCUCCUCCAACUGCAUAUUCCCUAGACAGAUUUAGUUACGCUAGGAAUGACUCUGUGAUGAGACUUUCCUCCAUGAGUCUUGAUACCACCAAUAGCUCAAUUUUGGAUGAUGGUAGAAAUGGUCCUAACUCGGCUGAUACCGAUCUGACCUCACCCAGCUUCCCCUCGGGCACGUUUGUACCUUUCAGUGCCGCUGAUGUUGGAGUCAAGGAUGGUCGCAGGAGUUUCAUUGCCACAAACACCUCCAUCCCACCCAUGCACAACUUCCCUGUCCGCUCUUCUUCGACCACUGAACAUCGUCAUAAAUCUGCAUACUUGCCACCUCGACGAAGUUUGACAACUCAUCACUUCGGUGCAUCUAGAAAUCGUUUUAGCGGUGCCCCACAUCGAUCUGGCUCUAUGUCUUCAUCUCAUUCCCGUUCCCCUUCAAGGCAGGUCUCUUCGCGGUCUGGGACUCCAGUGGGGCAUUUGGGAUAUCAAAAUCCAGCCCCGUCCGACUGGCGAUCAUCGGGUUCCCACAAGUCCUCUGUACUACAUGCCAAUCUAUUCCAAAGCAACACGGCUUAUGAGUAUGACCAAAUGGAAGAUGACCCAUUCUACGUUCGCUCGCCUGAGGGUGGGACUCUGUUCCAUCAGGUUAGGUCACCAGGUAACGCAGCCAACACCAUCAAACCACCAAGCCCGAUGCAACGUGCCAGUCUAAAGGGCCAUCUUCCCUCUGCGCUCAAGGGUGGGAAUUCACAACGCAAGGGUCACCGACGUCAGAAUUGUGUUCGUAUUUCUAUUCACCCGCCCAUUACGUUUGGGUCAUCGACAUUCUCUCCUACCGUCGAAGAGGAACCAGAAGAUUUCGACAAGAUGGAUGAGGUGGAUCUACGUGAGAUCUCAAUCAACAACCCACCAAGAUUUAUGCCUUCAUUGCCACCAGGUACAGGGUCUCCCCUGUCCUCUUCCAGGCGCAGCAAAUAUGGCAGUCGACAUGGCAAGCCUGGCCUAGGCUCUCUCGGACCACUCGUCGAGGAACCGCAACCCCCAAUGUACGACGAUAGUCCUUGCAAGAAGAAAAUCCGUGCUCCGUCUGGCCCGGCUGCCAAUAGGCCUGCAUUCGAAAACAAUCGGGCUCUCCCUGAACUGUUUACAUCUCUCCCUUCGUCUCAUGGCAUCUCUCUCACCCAUAUUCCCUCUCCCGACAGAGCACCGCCUGUAUGGAACAUGUCUGAAACUCCAUUCUCAUCUCACGAGAACUCCCCUGCCAUCGGUAGCCCACGACGCUCAGCAGUAAAGGGGCCUCGCAGCCAACCCGGUGUUAUCACAGCUCGAAGCAAGUCAACUCGCGUACCCUCAGCCUCCUCGGAUGCACCAGAAAGUCCCUUGGUCUCGCCUAAUCGCCUUCCUCUUGUCAUGAGUAUCACCGGAACAGAAGGCAGUGACUGGCGUAGGUCCACAGAUACACUGCAACGCACGAAGACUGAUGCUUCAAACCGCUCAUUCCGCCGGGACCGUGAUUCCGUUUCCAGCUUGGACAACGGGCUGGGUCCCAUCGGCGGUUCUUCUGCACUCUACGGCUCCCGUCGCUCCUCAAGGGUCCAAGAUCGCGUUACUAUCUUCGAAGAUUCCAAGCGGGCUACCUCCCCUCCUAAAACCUCCGUGUUGUCCCCAAUUGGGUCGUUCCGCACGCCUGAAUCCUCUCCCACCCGUCGCAAGACCAAUGGCCCCCGUCCCAUGCCCAAUAACCAACAAUUACCGUCUCAUAUGUCGAGCUACCAUGCACCCCCUACUCCUACUUCUCCCCGACGAGGAAUGACUACUCCAACGGGCAAGGGCCUCGAACUUGGAAUUGGAACUGCCACGCCUGCUAGUCUUUAUGACGGCGAUGGGUUCCUACGGGAAUAG